Messenger RNA from Pogoniulus pusillus (Red-fronted tinkerbird), 2241 nucleotides. RefSeq names its product BRISC and BRCA1 A complex member 2 (gene BABAM2). The coding region runs from base 154 to 1422 and encodes 422 amino acids. Gene Ontology annotation, biological process: double-strand break repair. The record is from RefSeq and is a predicted model, not a curated record. Lineage: Eukaryota; Metazoa; Chordata; Aves; Piciformes; Lybiidae. The transcript is spliced from 13 exons. Gene Ontology annotation, cellular component: BRCA1-A complex; BRISC complex.
CAGGAGCCUACACGUGGCCGGAGAGGCUCCUUGAGGCGUGGGGUCCUGCGGCGUGGAGCGGGGCUUCGCGAGGCCUCGUCCGGGGGGGUUCGUGCGUGCCAGGGUUUAGAGAACUGGGGAGUUUACCUGGGGCCCCACAGAGCCACGCUGCUGAUGUGGUUCAAUUUAAGCCACUGGACUGUGCAUUGGAAUGUCAAGUCUGGGCUUGUGUUCUCUCAGUUCCAGGGAAAAACAGGGUUCAAAACAAAAAGAAAAGAAGAACCUACUAAAAUGUCACCUGAAGUUGCCUUGAACAGAAUUUCUCCUGCACUCUCACCAUUCAUUUCCAGUGUGGUUAGAAAUGGAAAAGUAGGACUGGAUGCUACUAAUUGCUUACGGAUUACAGACUUGAAAUCUGGCUGUACUUCUCUGACCCCUGGACCUAGCUGUGAUCGUUUUAAGCUACAUAUUCCUUAUGCUGGAGAAACACUCAAAUGGGAUAUCAUUUUCAAUGCUCACUAUCCUGACCUGCCACCAGAUUUUAUUUUUGGAGAGGAUGCUGAAUUUUUGCCAGAUCCUUCUGCCUUGCAUAAUUUAGCUUCUUGGAAUCCUUCAAACCCUGAAUCCCUCCUGCUUGUUGUGAAAGAGCUUGUGCAGCAGUAUCACCAAUUUCAGUGCAGCCGCUUGUGCGAGAGCUCUCGUCUCAUGUUUGAAUAUCAAACUUUACUUGAAGAGCCCCAGUAUGGAGAAAACAUGGAAAUCUAUGCUGGCAAAAAAAACAACUGGACUGGUGAAUUCUCAGCUCGCUUCCUCUUGAAGUUGCCUGUAGAUUUCAGCAAUAUUCCUACAUACCUUCUCAAGGAUGUGAAUGAGGAUCCUGGAGAAGAUGUUGCACUCCUGUCUGUUAGUUUUGAGGAUGCAGAAGCUACUCAGGUUUUUCCAAAGCUGUACCUUUCCCCGCGUAUUGAACAUGCACUUGGAGGAUCAUCUGCUCUUCACAUCCCAGCCUUUCCUGGUGGAGGUUGUCUUAUCGACUAUGUACCCCAAGUAUGCCAGCUGCUAACAAACAAGGUGCAGUAUGUUAUUCAGGGAUACCAUAAGAGAAGAGAAUACAUUGCAGCUUUCCUGAGUCACUUUGGCACUGGUGUGGUGGAAUAUGAUGCAGAAGGCUUCACAAAGCUUACUCUGUUGCUGAUGUGGAAAGACUUUUGUUUCCUUGUUCACAUUGACUUACCCCUGUACUUUCCUCGAGACCAACCGACCCUAACAUUUCAGUCUGUCUACCACUUCACUAACAGUGGCCAACUGUACUCCCAGGCCCAGAAGAACUACCCUUACAGUCCCCGCUGGGAUGGCAAUGAAAUGGCCAAGAGAGCUAAGGCAUAUUUCAAAACGUUUGUCCCUCAGUUCCAGGAGGCAGCAUUUGCUAAUGGGAAGCUUUAGGCAGCCUCGGACAUGGAGAUGAUACUGAAGAGAUGCAUGCACACGUGAGCUCGCAAGAAGAAUGCCUGGAAAUGGACCUUCUUGAUAGGUGCUUUCUUUCCUCUGACAUGGUUUUGGUAGCUUCAGUUUUUGUCAGAUUCCUGAAGUGAAAGCAUUAGCCUGCUUAAAACUGAGUAUUUGAUAUUCAUCUUGCCCUUUUGCCUCUGCCACCACUGUUCCUUCAUAUAUCCACUGGAUUAAAUUUAAAAGGAUGUGUUUUGUUGUGGUAAUAUUUCCUUGUGCCAGCAAUGUCUUAUGUGUUAAGCCUUGAUUCCUUGUUUUCAGGUGAUGUCAAAUGGCUUUUUUUUUUUUCUGUUAGUAGUAGUAUUAUUAUUCCCCACAGAAAUCCUAUGUAAUUUGUAUAUUUAGCUAACAUUUCCUGCAGAGCCUAACAUAAAAUUGCCAUAUGUACCAGGAAUGCCUAAUGGACUGUACAGUGCCAUAUUCUGCCUUUGGAGGUUUGCAUCUCACUGUAGCUUUUACUCUCACAGGUAUGGAUAUGAGUUACACAGUUCAAUCCUCAGUGCCUUUCAAGUUGGUCUCGUAUUAAUAUGGCAGAGUGUUGGAGUUCUGGGCUUUUUCUAGUACAUCAGUUGAAGCUCAUCUGAUGUGAAGUGCAGUGCUUGUAUGCUUUGUUUUCAUUUUCAGUUGUACAAGUUUGGUGUUUUUUCUAGUAAGCUUCCUUCCCCAUUACAGAAAACCUUUUACUUCAGUACCGGUGCACAAGGAACUAAUUAUAUAAAUCAGAAUAACAAAAUAAAGCUCUUUCACAAACCUCUA